Molecule: messenger RNA, 453 nt
Organism: Microplitis mediator
Lineage: Eukaryota; Metazoa; Arthropoda; Insecta; Hymenoptera; Braconidae
Product: glycine, alanine and asparagine-rich protein-like
Exons: 3
Coding region: 95-358 (87 amino acids)
Source: RefSeq, a predicted model, not a curated record
CAGCAUCUUCUCUAGUGCCAUCAGUCUUAUUUCAACUUUAAGAUUUUCAUCUUAAAUUUAUUCGAUCUCAUUACUAAAAUAUUUUUUUAUCAUAAUGAAGUUUCUGUGGGCAUUUAUGAUUAUUGCUGCAUUAAUUGCACUUAGUCAAGGACAAGGUUUCGGAGGAUACGGAAUGAAUGGAGGAGGAGGAAGAGGUGGAUAUGGAAUGAAUGGCAAUAAUGGAAAUAAUGGCCGAGGAAAUGGAAUGAAUGGCCGAGGGAAUGGAAAUAAUGGCAACCGAGGACGUGGUCAAAACGAUGGAUAUGGUGGAAAUGCUGGAUUUGGCCCCAAUGGAUUUGGAUUGAAUUUUGGCGGCUAAAAAAAAUAAAUUUAAAAACCUGGUCACGAAUAUGAUUUUUAAAAUAUUGUAGCUAUGAAUGUUUCAUUUUAUUUUAAAUAAAUUAAUUUCUAAUA